GUGUGUGUGCUUGUCCAAUUAAUCAAUUCAUUAGAUAUACAACAAAUGUGUGUUUUACAUUAGUGAACCACUUUCAUUUUACAAUAGUAGAUUUAGAGAAAGAUUAUCCAUUUUAAUAUUUCUAUGUUGUAAGCAUUUUUAGUUGAUAAUACUAAACUGAUAGGUAAGCUUUACUGACACCGAAUUGAGUAAUUGUCAUUGUUUACUUUAGAGAAAACAGGCAAGUAUUCAGGAUAGUGAAUCAUUUACUUCCAUCUUAUCUUUUCACUCACUUUGUAACGCACCCAACUUUCAGUGGUUCUUCAUUACAUUCAGAAUUUCUCUCUCCUUUCCUCCUGCCAAGAGUUUGCUUUACCAACAUCCAUUGUCAAACAUGUCCAUCAUAUCUCUCCAAUGUAUGUCCACACCAUAUUAACUUUGGCUCUAAGUUCAUCUCUGCACAACCCCCUUUGAAUGACUCGUUUUUACUUGUUGUUAUUAUAAUGUUCUACCACUUGAUGGCAGUAUGCACUAAAACGUUAUCUCACAUGACAUCAAUAGGCAAUGACGUGUUCUGCGAAGAUGACCAUUUCCAUCAUUAUAGUUUAACUAGUAUAACGUGUCACAUCCCACCUCUUCCCUCUGCAAACCGCGUUUCUGUAAGUUGUUGAUUGAAACAUUUGAGACUAAAACAGGUUUGUAAAACGUGAUGCACAUCGUGUGGAUUACGUAAGAUUUAGUUUCUGGGGGAAAAGUCAAAAAUGCUUGUUUUGGUACAAAUGUAAAAUAGCGAUCAUCCACUAAUCAGACUGAAAGCCACACGUCUGUGCAUGACUAUACUAAAGCAUCACUGCAUUAAGCAACGUUGCCGUGGAAGCCGCAGACGCCAACAGUGGUGGUACAACCUAUUUUAAUCCCUGAAUGUAAUUGACAUGAGCUGUAGCCAAUGAAAACAAAGGAAGGUAAAACUAUCACCAAUCAGAUUUUUUCUGGGGGUGGGGUUUGCUCAAUCCUCAGGACGAGAGAAGGUAACUAUGACCAAGAUUGUCAGAUGAAAUCAGCUUCCAGCCUGCGUUAAACACAUGUAUCCCGUGAAAAAAACUUCUGUCUGACAGGUGUCCACAUGACGGUUGAAGACGAAGAAGCAGGCAGCUUUUUUUUAUCCGUGGGCAUUUUCUCCUCGUCCCGACAAAAGAAUUGGCAGAGUUUAAACACCGUUUUUGGUUUGUUUUGCCUUUUUUGCCAUUAAAUUCACUGCAGGCACGUGGAAGGAGGAGCCUUAAACCAAAUCAAGGGAUUCCCUGUUAGCCACAUCUCUAUGGACUUUGGCUUGACUCUUCUCUUACUGAAUGGAUGAAAUGCCUUGACCUGACAUCGGCCAUACCAUGGCACGUUUAGUCUCCUUUGUGGGAUUGUUGCUCAUGCUCGAGGCUUGUAUGACGGUCCGUUGCCAGCACGCUGUGCUUGUUGGGGUGAUGCUGUCGGUAACACUGGUAGCAGCUGACUCACCUGUUGCAGAUGGGUCUCCAUCAUCACCCACUGGUGAUGCCUCCAGGAACCAAGAUUCACCUGGUGCCCUGUCAUCAUCAUUAACAGAACCUUACAGUGAAGCUACAACAGCAGAAACGUAUUUCCCAGAACCCCCUCAUCUGGCUUUCUCCCUCUUACCAGCAGAUGAAUCUUCCAGUAAAUUAUUGGCUUUGAACCAGCUCAGCCCAAGUAUUGUUCCAAUACAGGACAACAAACCAGCAGAUGGAAUAAACAACUCUCCCAGCUCACAGUUUAUGGCCCAUGGGAACAAUGUGCCUUCCUUCACACUCCACCCUACGUCACCUUUAUUUGAACAGACUGAGGAGCCCACUGAGGACUUCCCCUACUACCCCUUCAACACAAUGGAGGUGGACUGGGGGUCUGGGGACUACCAGGAAACUAUGUCUUUCUUAGAUUCAAAUGGCGAUAAUUACCCAGUAGUCACCAAGGUCCCCUCUGAUUCCUACGACCUAGACGACUUUACAGAAAGCUAUGACACAUCUUUCCCUCCCAGAGUAGGAUUAUCUGUUUCCUCCGUUCACCCACUUCACAUCAUGCCUUCUCACAGCCUCAUAACAGUUCACACCAACAUUGUCCCCUCAACAUCCAUCCAUCCUUCCUCAUUUACCUCCACAGUCCAUUAUACACUAAAACCCACUCCCACAGCUGACAUUGGUGACACAUCCGACAUGGACUGGUCUGAUGCUUUUACCAUUCACCCAACAGAUGUUCUAUUACCCGACAUGAACAGUUUGGAGUAUUACACUAUUCAGUUGAACAAGGAGAACAGCAGUUCGAGCACUGGAGCUGAACACAGAGGCAAUAUCACUAUGGUUUCCAUCACAACCUCAGAGGUCACACCCACUUCUAGCUUUAGCAAUAGUUCCCACCUGCUGGAGGAUGAAUCCUCCACUGAUUUAUCAGGGUUUCCACCGCAAGAAGAAUCGGUCACAGUGGAGACCCCUCAGCUGGUUAGCGUCUCUGAGCCGUAUUUGACACCUUCAAUAGCCUCCACUCACCUGUUUGAUCCCUCGUCCUCCAUGUGGGUUGGUAAGGUGUUAACCACAGAUUGGUCAGCGUCUUUUCAUACAGUCGAUGCGAACAGUUCUGAACCACCAGAAACAUUCCCAACACGUGGACACACAGAGCUGUUGCCAGAUUAUGUCACGUCCUCUUCUUUGACUGAUGUCCAUUGGUUUGUUACCGAAGUAUUUGAAGAAAAUAUAAUAAUCAGUACUCCAGUGUUAACUGCAAAUUCUGCUUCAUCUGCUGUUUUCACAGAACCUUUUACAAGUACCACCGCUGGUACCAUAGAGCCAACUGCCCAGGACAUUACUUUAACAACUGAACAAACGUAUAACGUCAGUUUAGACUUCACUGAAGGCACAACUAAUGUCACUGUGGCUGGUGAGGGCGUAGUUGAAAACAUCUCUACCACAACGACUAUAAUCCCAAACAACAGUGAAUCAGUUCCCUCAACUACAACUGCUACCACUAAUUCUCACCAAUUUACCGCUGAAGCCUUCACUAGUACCAAUGAAAAGAGCAUAACCACAGAAGAACCGACCAGACAGUACCUCUGCCAUCCAGACACCUCUGCCUAUUUAGUAAAAAUGGGGUUUCCAUCUGGGGUCACUACUGGUUAUGCUAGAUCCCAAAUCAGAGAUACACUGAAAGGAGAAUUCAACAAGUCUGUGGAGCUGCAGGUUGUGGACCCCCCACCAAACUUUGUUUUCCGUGUGGUGUCUGGCCCUGUUGUGUACACAGCCAUAUCUGUCGUCAACUCCCUGCGAAGUACUAGGGGGCGCUUCCUGUACGUGUCUCCCAGCUGGACAACACCUGGUAGUAAAUACCAGGUUCACACAGUGUUGCAGUUUGUUCCAAGUCACAUAGACGUGCGAUUCUGCACCUUUAGCGAGAGCAUUGAGAAAGGAUUGACCAUGGCCUUCGCAGAAGUGCGUCGACGCUUAAAGCAGUCAACAAACUUCACAGUCCAUAUUUUAAACAUCACCAUGACUGUUCCAAAAAAACAGGAGCAACGACUACUGAGGCAACCAGUUGACAUCACCUUCACCGUACGUGGAUCUGGUGGAUACCUGAAUGGGUCAGAAGUCAGCAAUGCAUUGAUGAAGCUCAGCAAGGUGGAAUUCAGUUACUACAUGGGUUUUCCUGUGCUGCAGGUUGCUGAACCUUUCCAUUAUCCAGAGUUGAACACCAGCAAAUCACUGCGAUCGUCCUGGGUUAGAACAGUGCUGCUAGGUGUACUUGACCAGGAAGUGCACGAGAGAACUUUUCAAGCCAACAUGGAGCGCCGGGUGGCCAUGUUACUUGGUGAAGCUAUGGGACCAGUCAGACGUGUUAAGAGAGCCACAACUGUGGGCAACAGCAGUGUGCAGGUUGUGAAUGCAAGCCGUCUGGUGGGUGAAGACCACCCGUUGGAGAUUGUGUAUUUUGUGGAGGAACACGGCGGUCAAAGAGUGCCUGCUGUCCAGACAGCCAACCUGCUCAACAGCCUGGACGUUCAGAGGGCUGCCAUCGUCUUGGGAUAUCGUGUCCAGGGCAUUUUAGCCCAGCCGGUAGAGAAAGGGUCAUCUUCACCCUCAGCUUCUGAGAACACCAAAACGUGGAUUGCUCUUGGCGUGGUUUGUCCCCUCCUUGCCGUAGUCGUCAUCAUUUUAAUUGUGUACUGGAAAAUGUGCCGGACAGACAAACUGGAAUUCCAGCCAGAUGCCAUGACCUCCAUGCAACAGAGACAGAAGUUGCAGGCUCCCAGUGUGAAAGGCUUCGACUUUGCCAAGCUGCACCUUGGCCAGCAGAGUAAAGAUGAUAUCAUGGUGAUUCAGGAGAAUGUCCCGUCAGGACCCGGCCCUGGGUCUUUACCCAUGUCCAGUAAAGAAGGCCUGAGUCCCUCUGAAAAUGGGGAGCUCCACACACCUAUAUCUAAGAACUCCUCUGCCAAGAAGGGCCGUGGUGAACGCAGGCGAGAAAGGAUCUCACCAUCAGACGUAGACUCAGUGGUAAGUGACCGUUCGAGUGAGCAGGAAACGACUGAGGAGAACCUGAGAGCCCACACCACUCCCAGCGACAGCAAGCAGACCCAUAAGGUUCCCUUCAAUGUUUUAAACGGCAGAAAUAGAAUUGGUCCUCCACCUGCAAACAGUACCAACGAACAGCUGACGUCAGCUUCUAUCUUCGAACAUGUGGAUCGCAUGUCUCGAGCCACAGAUGCAAACCGGAAGCUUCCAAACAAAGUCCAGCUUAUUGCCAUGCAGCCCAUACCAGUGCCACCCCUGCACAGCCCACCUGUAAACGGCAAACUGUCAGACACCAAUCAAAUCAACAAAGAGAUUCAGGUGGCCUUGAGGCACAAGUCAGAAAUUGAGCACCAUCGUAACAAAAUACGCCUGCGUGCAAAGAGAAAGGGCCACUACGACUUCCCUACCAUGGAUGAACAGACCGGUGGAAUUGGAGACAUGAAGGAUCAAGAUCGUAUCUAUCAGAAGGCACAGAUGCAGAUCGAUAAAAUCCUGGACCCAGAUGGACAAAUGCCCUCCAUGUUCAUGGAAUCAAAAAAAAGCGGUCGAGGGAGGCGUUCUCCCAAACAGAGGAUGAAGGAGCAGCUGAAUGGAGGUGCCAUGGAUGCCGACAAAGACCACCUCAUCACAGAGGACACUGAUGCUGCGUACAGGAAGUGCCCUGGUGUCAACAACGUGGCUUACGUAUCGGACCCUGACCAAGGUCCCGGCUCCCCUCACAGGAGCCCUUCCCCCACUGACGACGUUUUCCUUGGUCCAACUUCCUCUCCUCCAAGUCACGCCCCUCCCCCGCCUCCCUACAUGCCUCCACAGCCCUCCAUCGAGGAGGCUCGGCAGCAGAUGCACUCCCUGCUGGAUGAUGCCUUUGCCUUAGUGUCGCCCACCUCUCAAGGCAGCACAGCGGGGAUCACACUUCCAGGGGUCAACAGCAACCUGCCGAGUUCAAGCCCUCCAGGCCGAAUGCCCAGACCGUGGGGCACCUCCUACCAAACUGUUGGUCCGUUCCCUAGUAGGUUCACUGAACUGGCUCUGUCUCCACCUUCAGUCCAAGGCCUGACACCAAGGCAUGGCCUUGGCUCCAGCUACCUUCCACCAGGUGAUGCAGCCGGCCUAGAGGAGCACUUCCAGCCAGACAGCCUGUUCUCCAGCAGGGGGCUUUACACGGACGAGCUCCCAUCAUCUGCAAGACCCAGACCAGUUGGAGGAACGACAGGAGCCCAGCUCCAUCAUCUAACACAGGUGGGAUUGUCCAGCCGGAUGAAUGGUUACCCAGCAGGGGCCAGGGUGGCUCCAGGGCAGAAUGGAGGUGUGGGCUGGAACCACUACCACGAGGACAACUUCUCCAGAGCUGAGCCAGAAAAAGACGCAUACCUGGACUGUCCUGACUACGAAUCCUUCCAUAUGUUCCAGAUGCCCAGGAGUGGUAACAGGGAGCCCAUGGCACCCUCUGCCCACUUAGAUCCCCCCGUGGUGGGGUACAUGUCGCCAUGUCCGCCGCCUCUGGAUACAUCUCCUCCGACUCAUUCCUCGGCCUCCCUGAUCAAAGCCAUCAGGGAGGAGCUGCUGCGUCUCUCUCAGAAACAGGCAGCUGUGCCCAGCUACCACAGCUGAAGUCUGUCAGUCUGUCUCCACAGUCGCGUCACUGACCCUGCCUGUCCGCCUGCUUCUCCUAAUCUGACAAUGCUUCCCAUGGAAGCCCUUUGAGGUGUACAGCAGCGAGACAGUACUGAUAAGCUCAAACUCCAGUAGAGAUGUGGCUGAGUGACAUCAGAAUCACAGACAACAGCAUCUCAGAUGCAGGUGGAUGGACAGGUGCUGGACAAUAAGGACCUGUGAUGUGAUUGGAGGACCUGUCCUGUUUCUGUGGAUCAGGAAGUGGUCUUGUAAAUCCUGGGCUUCUGUUGAUGCACGUUGUGAAGUUUUUGGUUUUUCUUUUUCUUAUAUUUUGAUGCGUUUCCAUCGACUCGUUCGAUGUCUGCGUUUACUUUUUCUACAUAAAAACACACAGUCACUCUGAUCCACGCUGCCCGUCACCUGUCGUCAAGCGGAACUUCAUGUUUCCUGCCAUUAAGAGGCGCGUCAUAUGCCUUAUAUUGUAAUAAACAGUUUAGCAGGCCCAGUGUUCUAUGCAGGUCUACAGUCCAGUUCAAAUGCAGUCGCUCCUCGAUGGUCGACAUGAGGGAUGUGUUCAAAAAAAAAACUCCCUGUUCUUUCCUUACUUGUUAAUGUAGCAGCAACAGUUUGUGUUUUUAAGGACCUUGUGUCUUGUACUAUAUGUAUAAGGGUUUAUUUGUGUUCAUCUCCGAGCUGAUUUCUGUUGUUUUUACAUACGUUAGGCAGCUUCAGGGCAGCAAGGCAUGGGAACAGAACAAAAAAAUAUGCAGACAAGGUAUUUUUAAGUUUUAAAUAAAUAAUGACAGUAUGUAUGUACUUGACAUUAAUGUACAGUUAGCACUGUAUCUACUGGUAUUUGUUGUAUGUAAUGCACUGUAUGCAGACUACUUGGUAUAGCUCAGGUCUUUCAGAAAAGCUAGUGGACAAAUCAGUAAAAAGACAUUCAGUUUGAACUUGUUAAUAAUGGACUCACACCAGUGUCGCUCUAUCUUGCAGUAUUUAGAGUUUGCUUUGCCUCUUUAAUCAUAACAACAAACAAACAAACAGAUGAGAAAAACACAAUGUGUUGUUUUUGUUUUAAAUUAUGUCAACUUUUGUAUUUUUGUGCUUACUAGUUUUUUGGGUUUUUUUGAAUGCCUCAUCUGGUCAUUACCUUAAGUGUUCCUGAGUAUUAUGUUCUUACAGUCUUAUAUUUUGGGGCCUGAAUUUUUUUUGAAACUUUAUUUAAGUGAAAUAAAAGAGGGACGAGUGAUUUUGAAGGCAGGACCUGGAAAUAUGUUUUGGGCUUGUUUAUCCGUAACAGUGGGAUGGAUCAGAAAAGCCGCUGUAGCACAAAGGAAGUGUGUGAUUUAAACAAUGUUGUGCCUUUCUGAGCUAAUUGAACAGAUUUAGCAGAUCUGUCUGUUUACUUGUGGUACUUCUAGGACAUCGAAGAAGAAGUAGCAGAUAACUGUGACGUCCCAUUGUAAAUGCAAUACUUUUUUUUAACUCAGUAAACUCCGGUAGUCCUCCUCUCUUUAUUUUUAUUAAUUAAUUAACAAGGACUGCCUCCACUUCUGGUUCCACACUGUAAAAACAGCCCAUUUGCAGUUUAUUUUAAACUGACUUUAUUUGUGUAGUUUUUUUGUUGUUCUGUUUUUGUCUUUUCUCAUGUUCCACUGUUGUUUCGCAUUUCUGUUGGCUGGUUCAACUUGACCUUUGAUCAAUGCUGCAUUUUUGAAGUUUCAUAUUCUUUUUUAUUAUUAUUUGUGCAUUGUUGAAACAAAUUUUGUUUAAUACAAACGAGUUAUCACUC
Molecule: messenger RNA, 7953 nt
Organism: Cynoglossus semilaevis (tongue sole)
Lineage: Eukaryota; Metazoa; Chordata; Actinopteri; Pleuronectiformes; Cynoglossidae
Product: UPF0606 protein KIAA1549
Exons: 22
Coding region: 1365-6155 (1596 amino acids)
Source: RefSeq, a predicted model, not a curated record